GGAGUAACGCAAUCCCCCGUAAAAAAAAAAGCAACGCAAUCUACCCGCGGCUGCGCCUGCCGGCCGGCGCCCUUCGCCGUCGCUCCGUCCCGCCGGCGGGCGAUGGUUCCAGAGCCAAAACGCAACGGCACGGGGUAGGGUGAGGGUAUAUUCGAUCCAACCGCACGGCACGCCCACGCCCCGCACGCUGCCGCCAUCACCGUCACGCCUCCCACGCCCGCACUAAUUUCGCCCUGCCCGCACCCUUCAUCGGCACAAACCGCCGCCCCUUUGCACUGCCAGCCGCGCCGCCGACCGAUCGGUGACUCCGCGCUGUCCAGAUGGCGGCGCCUCCCCCCGCUCCUGCUGCUGCGGCGGCGGCGGCGAGGGCCGGCGGGCUGGUGCUGUGGCUGCACGGCUCGGCCGAGACGGGCGAGCACAGCCGCGGCCAGAUCGCGCCCUACUUCUCCGCCGGCCCCGCCGUCCGCCUCUCCUUCCCCACCGCCCCCAUCGCCUGCGUUGGUGACGUGGUGCUCAAUGCGUGGUUCGGCAUCCCGGAGGUCCCCAUAACCGCUACCACUGUUAGAGAUGAGCAAGGAGUCCUAGAAGCUGUUGAGCACGUGCACGAAAUGUUGGACAAAGAAGUGGCUGCCGGGACGAGUCCUACAAACAUUUUCGUUUGUGGAUUAAGCCAAGGAGGUGCUCUAGCCAUAGCAAGUGUUCUGCUCUACCCCAAGACUUUAGGUGGGUGUGCUGUUUUCAGUGGUUCAGUUCCUCUCAGCAAAUCAUUUGCUGACAGGGUGACACCUGAAGCCAGGAAGACUCCGGUUUUAUGGUUCCAUGGGAUGGCAGAUGGGGUGGUACUAUUCGAAGCCGGGCACGCUGGAUGCGCAUUUCUCCAAGAGCUUGGCAUGGCCUGCGAAUUCAAGACUUAUCUGACUCUUGGACAUUCGUUGGUGGAUGAAGAGCUCCAGUAUUUUCGACGAUGGAUAUUCGAUCGUCUAGGGAUCUCUCAAGGAACUGAAGCUGCAAGACCAUCGUCAUCGUCGUCGUCGAACCACGAAGAUCUACACUAGCUAGGGUGCUUCACAAACUUACUGGCACCAUUUCUAGGUGGCACAUUGCUACCACAUACGUGACCUGAAUCUCAGUUUUAUCUUGCCACACGAAUGCUUUGGAACAUGAUCCAGUGAAAGUUGUUUUUUAUGAUAUCCAACGAAAGGAUUAUGAUACUGUUACAGUUGACUUGCUCUUUUU
This is a messenger RNA of Triticum aestivum (bread wheat), 1236 nucleotides long. RefSeq names its product probable carboxylesterase Os04g0669600. The transcript is spliced from 6 exons. The coding region runs from base 321 to 1055 and encodes 244 amino acids. Lineage: Eukaryota; Viridiplantae; Streptophyta; Magnoliopsida; Poales; Poaceae. Gene Ontology annotation, cellular component: cytoplasm. Gene Ontology annotation, biological process: protein depalmitoylation. Gene Ontology annotation, molecular function: carboxylic ester hydrolase activity; palmitoyl-(protein) hydrolase activity. The record is from RefSeq and is a predicted model, not a curated record.